Penicillium griseofulvum is the source of this 408-nucleotide messenger RNA. RefSeq lists its product as uncharacterized. The transcript has a single exon. Bases 1 to 408 code for a protein of 135 amino acids. The record is from RefSeq and is a predicted model, not a curated record. Lineage: Eukaryota; Fungi; Ascomycota; Eurotiomycetes; Eurotiales; Aspergillaceae.
AUGUUAGCCAUGGGAUCCCUCACUUACGGUCUUUCAAUAAACAUAUACGGUCGCGGGAACGCCAAGCUCGGCGACGGCCCCUCCCAUAUGGGAAUCGCCAUCUACGAGGACGGCUCCUCAACCUGCGAAAUGCACCAUAUACGCAACCCCACAGACGAAGACUUCAUCUACGAUCCGCGGACGCAGCCGCUCGAGGACCCGGCUUUAAAGGUAGCUGUGAGCUUGCUUCGCUCGAUUCUGAACAGAGCCAACAAGCUGCUAGCCCGAUCUCUGCGUUUGGGAAAGACGAAUCGAACAUCCCCGAGUUCGGCGUCGGAAAUUGCCAAGACUGGGUUGCUGGUGCAGUUAGAAUGCUUGAGCAUGCUGGUGUUGUUUCUUCCGGAGAAGGGGGAUUCUGGAAGAGUAUGA